AUGGCCUGUUCAGCACCUGUUGAAGACGGAGCCGGCUGCUCCAGCACCGCGUACCACGUCACGCCUCAAGGCGACGACCUCUUCCGGCCGCUCCGUCGUGCCUGGCUGCAGCGUCUUGCCAACUCCGGACUCGUCCACAAGAUUGUGUCCGCCAUCUCAUCCGGCGCCAAGGCUCCUCCGCUGUCGCCAGGACCGCUAACGCCCUUCUUUGGUGACCUUCGCUCGUUUCUGCAUGUCGAGUCCGACGACACUUGGGCACACCUGCGGCAAAUCACACCAGGACAGCCUUUCCGCAUCUCCCUCUGGCACGCUCUGUCUUUGUUAUUUAAAGAUCCUGAUGUGGACCUGUUCCCCCACUUGCGCAAUGGCGUUCCGUUGGGUUUCGCUCAGCCGAUCCCGCCGUGCCCCGUUCUGACUCCGCUCUCGGAACCGACCGCCCGGCCCCAGAACUUUGCCAUGAUUGUGAGUCCGCUUGGAAAUCCGCUCUGGAUCAUCCUGAGCUAG
Symbiodinium natans is the source of this 504-nucleotide messenger RNA. Lineage: Eukaryota; Dinophyceae; Suessiales; Symbiodiniaceae. The record is from the annotation of a GenBank genome assembly.